Molecule: messenger RNA, 2520 nt
Organism: Oncorhynchus tshawytscha (Chinook salmon)
Lineage: Eukaryota; Metazoa; Chordata; Actinopteri; Salmoniformes; Salmonidae
Product: ammonium transporter Rh type C
Exons: 11
Coding region: 86-1570 (494 amino acids)
Biological process (GO): ammonium homeostasis; ammonium transmembrane transport
Cellular component (GO): plasma membrane
Molecular function (GO): ammonium channel activity
Source: RefSeq, a predicted model, not a curated record
GAUACAGCCUGUAGUUUCAGGGUCACAGCCACACUCAGGGCAGGUCAAAGAGCAUCACUGUCUCAGUACUUACUCAGCCACCACCAUGGGGAAUUGCAUCCAGGGAUGCAAAGACUACUUCUCUCGGCAAAAGAACACCAACAUCCGUCUUACACUGCCGGUAGUCUGCUUCGUCUGGCAGAUUGCCAUGAUCAUCCUCUUCGGAGUCUUCAUCCGCUACGACGAGGAGUCGGACACACACUGGGUAGAGACCAAGGCCCAUGACAACAUCACCAGCGACAUAGAGAAUGACUUCUACUUCAGAUACCCCAGCUUCCAGGAUGUCCAUGUGAUGAUCUUUGUGGGUUUCGGGUUCCUCAUGACUUUCUUGAAGAGGUACAGCUUCGGUGCAGUCGGCUUCAACUUCCUCGUUGCCUCCUUCGGCCUGCAGUGGGCUCUGCUCAUGCAAGGCUGGUUCCACUCUCUCGAUCCCCAGACAGGAAAGAUCUUCAUCGGUGUUGAAAGUCUGAUCAAUGCUGACUUCUGUGUGGCGGGCUGUCUCAUAGCCUACGGGGCAGUGCUGGGCAAAGUCAGCCCGGUUCAGCUGUUGGUUAUGACCCUGUUUGGUGUCACUCUGUUUGCUGUGGAAGAGUACAUCAUUCUGAACUUACUUCAUGCUAGGGAUGCCGGUGGCUCCAUGGUUAUUCACACCUUUGGAGGUUAUUAUGGUCUGACCAUAUCCUGGGUCCUUUACCGACCUAAUUUAAACCAGAGCAAGCGUAUGCAGGGCUCUGUGUACCACUCCGAUAUCUUCGCCAUGAUCGGCACACUGUUCCUGUGGAUGUUCUGGCCCAGUUUCAACUCGGCCAUUACUGACCAUGGAGACGGUCAGCACAGGGCAGCCAUCAACACCUACCUGUGCCUGGCCUCCACUGUCCUCACCACAGUGGCCAUCUCCAGCCUCUCCCAGAAGACUGGCAAGCUUGACAUGGUGCAUAUCCAGAAUUCCACCCUGGCGGGGGGUGUUGCCUUGGGGACAGCGGCUGAGUUUAUGAUCUCUCCCUACGGCGCUCUGAUCGUGGGCUUCUUCUGCGGCAUCAUCUCUACCAUGGGCUACAUCUUCAUUUCUCCCUUCUUGGAGAAGACACUGAAGAUUCAGGACACGUGUGGAAUACACAACCUGCACGCCAUGCCUGGGGUGAUUGGCGGGAUAGUUGGAGCCAUCACUGCUGCAGCUGCCAGCGAGUCAGUCUACGGAAAGCAGGGGUUGAUCAACACGUUUGACUUCACUGGAGACUUUAAGGACAGAACCGUGUUAACUCAGGGUGGAUACCAGGCCGCUGGAAUGUGUGUGUCCAUCGUCUUUGGGGUUGUAGGCGGAGCUAUAGUCGGUUCCAUCCUGAGGUUACCCAUCUGGGGAGAUCCUGCUGAUGAGAACUGUUUCGAUGAUGAGGUGUACUGGGAGCUCCCUGAUGAAGAGGAGGAGCAUCAGGAGAGCAUCCCUCCCAUUCUGGAGUACAACAACCACAUGAUCCACAAGCAGCAAGACCUAUCUGAGUCCAACUUCUCUGUGGAACACUGUGAAAGCUAAAUACAGAGGUGUGAGGACACCACCACCCAAACAUGUCCUGCUGGACCAUGGAAUUACCACGGAAAUCCAACAGACAACCGCACUCCCCCUAAAUGAAGGCACCUAUACAAGGCACAUUAUAACAUGCUUUCUUGCAUCUUAUGUUAAGGUCAUUACCUAAAUUUGAAGCCAUUAGAUACUGCACGUGCCUUCACCCCUCCCCCCACCAGCCACCACCCACUCCAUUAGAUCACAUACACUUCCUAUAUGGAUAUGCACUGGCACGGAACACUGUGUCCUGAAUUCUGGUAGAAUGCUGAUCUAUUGAAAGGACCUCUAAGAUCUGCACUUAAUCAACAUGAUGUAUGUCUAAUUAUAACCUCCACACAAAAUGGCCAAUAGAGCUUUUCAUUGAAUGAGGAUGAGGAAAGGAUUUUUCAUGAAAUUACUUUGACCAAUCCUCAUUCUGUGGCCUUGUAUGUUGUACAUUUUCUUCCCAUUUUCUUUUCAGAGAAAAUUGUAUUUUAAUAUAUCUGGUGCAUAUGUAAAGAGGACAGUAGUUUACUUUUAGUUCAAAGUGAAUAUUUUGUCUCUAGUCCUCUGAAAAACCAAAAAUGGUUUUGCUCUAUUUUUACAGUGCAGGAGUACCCUUUGAGUCCCCAAUAUGAUCGUUUUCUUUGUUUGGGAUAAAGAUUUAAACUAUUUAACCAAAUAGUUAGUGUUGAGGUGUAGAAGUACAUUUAAACUUUAGUUGAACGUUUUUGGUGACAUGAUGUAUUUAAACAGCUUUUAAAGCUAUGUACAUUGCCAACACAUUUUCAUCACCAUCUCUAAUGAUUCAAUGUAUCCCUGCCUUCUGAGAUGCCCUCUAUGUCUUCCAUCUCUUAAUGAUGUUUUUACUGUACUGUUAAAAUCAUGUUUAUUUAAAUGUUGCUACUCAUAUAACUUAAUAAAUCAAAUAUGAGGUUAGA